This is a messenger RNA of Fonticula alba, 5382 nucleotides long. RefSeq lists its product as hypothetical. Gene Ontology annotation, biological process: protein phosphorylation. The transcript is spliced from 4 exons. NCBI's taxonomy places the organism in Eukaryota, Rotosphaerida, Fonticulaceae. The coding region runs from base 1 to 5382 and encodes 1793 amino acids. Gene Ontology annotation, molecular function: protein kinase activity; ATP binding. The record is from RefSeq and is a predicted model, not a curated record.
AUGAACGGCGCCACCCCGGCGUCCGACAUUUGGUCCCUCGGGUGCACGAUCAUCGAGCUUCUCACCGGGUCGCCGCCCCACUUCGACCUGGCCCCCCUGUCGGCCAUGUUCCGCAUUGUGCAGGACGAUCAGCCGGCCCUGCCGCAGGGCUUGUCCCCGGCGCUGGACGACUUCCUGACCUCCUGCUUCCAGAAGGACUACAACCUGCGUGUCAGUGCGGAGAAGCUGCGCCGGCAUCCCUGGCUCUCGCGGCGGAACCAGUCGGCCCCGGCGGCGGCGGUUGCGGCCACGGUGCCGAUCCCGGCGGCCGUGGCUGCCGCCACUCCGGGCAGCGCUCGCGAUGUGGCCCAGGCCGUUGUCCAGUACAAUGAGGCCUUCGAGAAUCAUGCGCGCGCGCCGUCGGUCCCUGCGUCGCCUACUCUGGCGGCGGCGGCGGCGGCGGCGGCCGAGACCGGCGAGGCGGCCUCCGGGCUGCGCAAGCCCAUGGCCACCUCGGGAGCUCGCGGCCCCGCCGGUGGCGGGCUGUCCCGCGCGCCGAGCCAGCGCUCGCGCCCGGAAAAGUCCAUGGCUGACCAUCUGUCCAGCCUGACGGUCCAUGAUGACCCGGAUGAUGGGUCUCUCGAUUGGGGCACCGAUUCGGACGACAGCUUCGGCGGGUCGAGCUCCUCCUCGUCCACCUUCUCCCUGGCCUCGGGCGAUACGGUUCGCCUCGGGCCCGGGGCCGUUGGGCGGAAUGUCCCCUCGGCCGGGGCCGCCAACAAGGCAGCCACUCCCACCGGCCGGGGCCCGGCCGGGGCUGGCGGAGCCACCGCCAGCGGCGGGGACCCCCUUGCGGCGCUGAACCUGGCCGACAUGGUGGACGAUCUGUCCUUCCGGUCUGACUCCGAUGACCAGGCGGCCCUGGACAACGGCCUGACCUUCAGCUCGCCGAUGCUCUCGUCGACCAUUGUCCGGCGCAUCGGCCAGCAGGCGGAGCCCGCCAUGCCGGCUGCCGCCGCCCGUGGUGCCGGCAAUGCCCUGGACCAGUUCGCCGAGUCCGACGACGAUGACAACUGGGGCAGUGACUUCGCCAGUGACCUGGUGGUGCAGCCGGGCAAGCCGGUCCGGCCGUCGGCCGCGGCGCAGGCCUACUCACCGCCCACCCCGCAGCCCGUGGGGUCCGGCGCGGCGGGCGGCGCCUCCGGCCCUGGUCGGCCCCCCUCUCCGGGCUUGGCCAGCCGCAAUGCCAAGCGCGCGUCCGUCGCCUGGCCCAGCGACGAUGAGGAGGACGAGGACAUCAACUUUGAUGAUCUCGAUGGGACGGAUUCGCUCUUUGUCCGGCGGGACAUUCCCCACCUGAAGGUGAUCACCGCUGGCGCGUCGCCCAAGGCGGGCGCGCGGGCCGGGUCUGCCUCCGGGACCUCCUCCGGCGCGGCUGCCUCCGGUGCUGCUGCCAUCGAGGCCACCCUCGGCCGGUUCCAGGAGACCGAGGUGGAUGAUGACGACUUUGACGACUUCAUUGGCGCCACGGUCCGCUUCAGCCGGCCCCCGGCCAUCUCCCAGCAUGCGCCCGGGGAUGACAGCACCAUUGAUCGCUUCGCCUCGGUGUCCUUCGACGACCCGUCCACCCCGCUGGUGCUCAGCCUCCCUGGCCAUCGGGGAGCCGGCGGCGCUGGCUUCGGUGCGGGCGACGACUUCGAUGACGACGACGAGGAGGACAUCUUCGCCAACCUGGACGACGAGUUCGAAGAGGAGGUCCUGGACGAGGAGAAGCAGCUGGCGCGCGAUCGUCAGGCCCGCCUGCUGAAUGACUGCGCGCGCGUGCUGUCCCAGCUGCAGAACGCCUGCUUCGGCUCGCACGACAACAUGUUCCCCGAUGAGGCGGCUGCCCGGGCCGCCGGGCCGGAGAACACCAUCCAGCAGGCCUGCGAGGCCAUGCUGGACCUGCUCCAGCGGAAUCCCGACAUCAGGCAGUCCUUCUUCACCGAGCACCGGUCCAUCACGGUCAUGGACUUCCUGUCGGCCCCGCCCUCGGAUCUGCAGGCCAUUCCCCACCUGCUGCGUGUAAUCAAUGAGAUUCUCACCGACAAUGAGCCUCUGUUGGACGCCCUCUGCCUGAUGGGUGGCAUUCCGGCGUACUUGGCUCUGGCAGACUUCUCCAAUGCCGCGACCCACGCCAUUCGCUUGCAGGUGGCUCGCUUCGUGCGCCUUGUGUGCUUCCGUUCGACCGGCCUCUCGCAGCAGACCUUCAUCUCUUGCCGCGGUACCGCGGCUCUUGUGCAGAUGCUCGACUGGCCCAAGUAUGGGGCUCCGAGCGCGCUGCUGGCGCGCGAGCGCGUCCUCCUGGUGCUGGACUGCAUCAAGUACAUGAUGGACCACACCGGUAGCCAUGGUGUGUCGGCUCCCCGGCCGCAGGAUGGCACCAUGUCCAUCAACAAGAACCAGCUCAGCCGAGUGUUCGGCAGCCAGGGGCUCAUCCAGUCGCUGGUGGCCCUGCUGCCGGCCAUGCGCCAGGAAAAUGCGGCGGCCAGCGAGCGGCAGUUGCUCCUGGAUGCCGGGGUGACGCUGGACGAUGAGCAGCCGGAUGCCGACCUUCUGGCCGCCGUGGCCACUCGCCUGCCCCAGUACUAUGAGCUGGUGCUGGACCUGCUGACGACGCUGAUUCAGCUGCGCGAUGCCAUGAUCGCCUCGACGGUUUCCUCGGCCUCGGCCUUCCAGAGCAACACCGCGGCCCUGACCACCCUGGACUCGGCCGGGCUGCGCCAGCUGCUGGAGCAGGCCAAGCGCGCCGGCAAUGCGCCGGUCCUGCUGGUGCUGCUUGGGGAGCUGAAUGCUCAUUGCGAUUAUAUUCAGGCACAGGAGCCCGGAUCGCCGGGGAAUGCCGGGCUCGGUCCUCUGGCGACCGAUGGCCAUGGCACCGGGGCGGCCGCCGCCACCGGCACCAAUGCCCACUAUGCAGCCGUCUGUGCGGCGCUGCUCAAGUGCGUGAAGAUGGUCCGCACCCUGGCCGACAUCAAUGUCCAGGAUGCCCUCGAACGCGCCGGGGCCAUUGCCACCCUGGUCCGGGUGCUGGACCUCUACCCCACCGAGUAUGAGGCCGUGGUUUCCCAGCGGGGCCCCUCGAAUUACGUGUCGGAGAUUCGCCACCAGGCCAUGGCCGCCCUCUUUGGACUGUGCCGUCUGUCGCGCGCACGGCAGGCUGCCGCCGCGGAGGCCGGCAUCAUUCCCCACCUGACGAGUUGUCUGCAGGCCCGACUGGCCCGGGCGUCGGCCAUCCGGAACUUGGCCCUGGCGGUGUUGGUGGUCUUGCCGCUGGCCGGGGCCGCCACUCGGGACAUGCUCUGGAAGGAGGAUGCCCUGGCGGUGCUGCUGGAGCUGGCGGCCGGCAGCACCAGCGCCGGGGCGGCGGUGGGCGCGGCUCGCGGCCAAACUGCCGUGGCCCAGGUCCACCGGGAUCUGGACUACACGCAGAUGGCCGCCCUGGAGGCCAUUUCCGAUUGGCUGUCCGAGGACACCGAGCGCGUGGAGCUGGUCCUCUCGGAGGAAGAGCACAUUGCCUGCCUGGUGGCCAUCAUGUGUACCCGGGUCACGGCGAAUUCCCUGCUGGAGCGGUUGUUGGACCGCUUCGAGCGUGUGGUCAUGUUGGCGGCCGGUGUCCGCCGGUCAUUGGCCCUCUCGCCGGCCUUCCUGCGGGGCCUGGCGCGCAAGGCCUUCCAGCCGGGCCGGACAUUCGUCCCCAAGGCCCAGGUCCGCGUGUCGGUCAUGAAGAUCUUGACCUCGCUGGCAUCGGCCACCUUGCCGUUGGUGGCCCGCGGCGAGCUGGCCCCCACGGCCGGGGUGCAUGGCUUCAUCCAGCGCGAUGCGGAGAUGCUCAGCAUCAUUCAGCAUCUGGCGCAGCAUGACAAGUCGGUGCUGGUUAAGCGCAUGGCCUUGGACAUUUUGAACCCCCCGCAGCCGGGCGAGGAUAGCGAGGAUGACACCCAUCCCGGGCUCGGGCCCGAGGGCGGGGAGGAAGACCCGCAUGAUGUCGGCAACUCGGCCUUCGAUCGAGACGCCGGCCACUCAUCGUCCUUCGGGUCCUCCGAUGGGGAUGCCUUCUCCGACAGCGGCGACGAUGAGGGCGGAACCGCCAGCGGGCCAGCCGGGCGUGCCAACUUCGGCGCCACCAUCGUUUUCAACCGCCCACCGCUGAAGGACAUGCUCGCUGGAAGUGGUGGCGUCGCUGCCGGCGCCGGCGCCAGCAGUCCCGCCUUCAUGGGUGCCCCCCUUGCCAGCGGCAGCAACAAUCACACCAACAGCAGCAGCAGCAGCAGGAGCAGCAGCAACUCCAACAGCUUCGAGAGUGACGGCCAGCAAACCCGGAAUACGGCGGCCAUCUUCGGCUCGACGGUCAACUUCAACCGGCCACGCUUCCCUGGCCUGGCGCCCUCUGGAGGAGGGCCCUCAUCCCCUGCCGGGCGCCUGGCCGCCGCCCCGGUGAUGCCCUCCAUCACGGAUGCCUCGUCAUUGGUGCACACCGACUCGGAUGCCAGCGAUCAGAGUGACGAUGAUUUCCUGGUGGCCCGGAUGUCGACCGUGGUGAUGACGCACUCGCCGAUCCGGCCGCCGGGUGGCGGGCCCGGGCCCCGGCCCCGGCCCCUGCCGUCGGACGGCUCGACCGCCGAUGAGGAAGAUGACGCCGAGGACAAUCCCUUCAGCUCCAGCGAUGAUGAGGGCGCCGCGUCGAUGGAUACGGGUGCGGCCGGCCGGCCGGCUGGCUUUGACUCGACCGUGGUCCUGACCAAGCCCCUGUCGCAAUUGCUGCGCGCCGAGUCGCGGACGCCGACGACCCGGCGCAGCCCGCUUAGCCUGGGCCCCGCCGGAACUUCGCCCGGCGCCGACAGCGGCAGUGACAACCUCCCCACUCCCAGUGGCAGUGACAGCGAGGAUGGUCUGCCCAGCGGCGCCGGCGCCCCGGGCUUCGCCUCCACCGUGGUCCUGACCAAGCCCAUUAGCCAGCUCCGCAUCGACCUGGAGUCGCCUCCGGCCCGGCGCAGCCCGCUGGGCCUGGGCGCCGCCGGGGCCCCCCCUGUGGCUGACAAUGACAACAGCAGCGACGCCGCCAGUCCGAGUGACGGCGACAGUGGCGAUGACCUGUCUCCGGAGGCCGGCGGCCCGGGCUGCACCUCCACCGUGGUCCUGAGCCAGCCCAUCAGCCAGCUCAUGCAGCAGCAGCAGCAGCAGCAGGUGGCCGCUCCAGCGCCCACGCCCGCGAGCCCCCCUUCAAAUUCUGGCUCCCCCCUCGCCUCGCCUGGGAGUGGCAGCGGUAGUAACAGUGGCAGCAGCUCCCCCCGGGGGGGUGCCGGCCGCGGCAAGAGGCAUCCCGGCGGCCCCCGCGCCAAGCGAUCCCCCCGGAAGCGCUGA